CGUCAAAGCUUCGAGCACAUUGCUAAGCGACUGAGCGGUGUUAUCGAUGCAUUGGAUGAUGAGAUCCGUAAUAUGGAUGAAAAAAAUCGAAAGUACGAUGAAAUGCUUCAUACCGUUAUGUUUCUUUGUUGUUUUGAAUCGCUUACGGUACAGUGUGAAGAGCAGCAAAAGAUGAAUUUGUUGAAUGCAGAUGUACCUCCGAACAGAAACGAAACAAUGAAAUUCUCGUAUUUAAAUUGCUCUCCGUGCAAACAGCACGGCGAUUUGCGGAGUGGUACAUUAGCAGCCACUGCUUUUCAUACGGCAACUUUGCGCACAUCAAGCAAAUAUUGGGUAUUCUCAGUUCAUUCGUAG
Molecule: messenger RNA, 354 nt
Organism: Gongylonema pulchrum
Lineage: Eukaryota; Metazoa; Nematoda; Chromadorea; Rhabditida; Gongylonematidae
Source: the annotation of a GenBank genome assembly